ACGUGAAGCUCGCUAAGCUAACGCAGAUUGAUUACAACAAGCACUUAGCCUGCUAACGUUAGCCCCACUAGUGUUGGCUAACUAGCAUGUUAGCACUGCUGCUUUUAUUUCUCAACCGUGUCAAUGUAACGUCAGGUGACAAAAGGUAUGUUUGGUGCUAGAAAGAAAUUUGAGUUCGUCGAGGUAGUCGAUAACGACUUUAAUGAUGAAAGCAUGUACUACAGCCAGCCGUCGAUGUUCCCACAUCGGUCGGACAAAGAUAUGCUGUCCUCUCCCUCGCCAUCGUCGUCAGGUCAGCUAUCACAGCUUGGUGCAAGUUUGUACGGUCCACAAAGUGCACUCGGCUUCUCGGUAAGGGGUAUGGGUAACAAUACGCCUCAGUUAAACCGAAAUCUAACACAAGGCACACAGCUACCAAGUCAUAUCACCCCCACAACAGGGGUCCCCACAAUGUCCCUACAUACCCCUCCAUCACCAAGCAGGGGGACAUUGCCAAUGAACACGAGGAACAUGCUGAACCACUCUCAGGUCGGUCAAGGCAUUGGGAUGAGCGGCAGGACCAAUAGUAUGGGCAGCUCGGGGCUGGGCAGUCCCAACCGCAGCUCGCCCAGCAUCAUCUGUAUGCCCAAACAGCAGCCAGCACGUCAGCCCUUCACCAUAAACAGCAUGUCAGGAUUUGGUAUGAACCGCAAUCAGGCUUUUGGGAUGAACAACUCAUUAGCAAGCAACAUCUUCAAUGGCACAGAUGGGAGUGAAAAUGUAACGGGACUGGAUUUGUCAGACUUCCCUGCGUUAGCAGACAGGAGUCGGAGAGAAGGGACAGGAAACCCAACCCCGGUGAUCAACCCACUGACUGGACGGGCUCCUUAUGUUGGCAUGGUGACAAAGCCAUCAACUGAACAGACACAGGAUUUCUCCAUCCAUAACGAGGACUUCCCUGCACUGCCCGGCCCAAACUAUAAGGACCCCUCGUUGAACAACGAUGACGGCAAAACUAACUUGAACUCCACAAGCAAGAGCACUUCCAAUGCAGAUGGUCCCAAGUUUCCUGGAGACAAGACGGCCUCAGCACAGAACAACAACCAGAAGAAAGGGAUCCAGGUGUUGCCCGAUGGUCGGGUGACGAACAUUCCUUCAGGGAUGGUGACAGACCAGUUCGGCAUGAUUGGCCUGCUGACGUUUAUCCGAGCAGCAGAGACUGAUCCGGGGAUGGUCCAUCUGGCGCUAGGAAGUGACCUCACAACACUGGGCCUCAACUUAAACUCACCAGAAAACUUGUAUCCCAAGUUUGCCUCUCCCUGGGCUUCAUCGCCUUGUCGACCUCAAGAUAUUGACUUCCAUGUUCCCUCUGAAUACUUAACCAACAUCCACAUAAGGGACAAGUUGGCUACAAUUAAACUGGCUCGAUAUGGUGAAGACCUGUUGUUCUACUUGUACUACAUGAAUGGUGGAGACUUGCUACAGCUUCUGGCAGCAGUAGAGCUCUUUAACAGGGACUGGAGGUACCACAAAGAGGAGCGGGUUUGGAUAACAAGAGCGCCUGGCAUGGAGCCUACGCUGAAGACCAACGCCUACGAGAGGGGAACCUACUACUUUUUUGAUUGUCUUAACUGGAGGAAAGUAGCCAAGGAGUUUCAUCUGGAGUAUGACAAGCUGGAAGAGAGGCCUCACGUGCCAACAACAUUCAACUACAACCCAGCCCAGCAGGCCUUCUAAGGCCCGACCGGUCCAAAGGCCGCAGCUGUUCUUGCACACAAUAGUGUUGUCCAGGAGGGGUGCUGCUUGGUUUUUAUUCCUCGAGGAUUUGGCUUUUUGACUGCGGGGGUCAUCGCCACCAUCAAAACUGCCCUGCCUUUCCAAAAUUACAUGCUGCCCAAAACACCAACACUUGUUCUGUUUUUAUUCUUUAUGUUCCUCCUGUUUUUUUUUUUUUUUUUUUUUUUGUCUUGUUUUGAGCAGGGUCUGUGUUAUGUUUACGUCUUUGAAUCUGAAGCCUGUUUUCUUGCAGAAAGGAGAACUGACCUUGUGGCACUGGACAGUGACAGAACAAGGGUCAUGCUUCGUAUUCACAAGUGUUAAGAACAGAAAAAAGUCGGGGAAGAAAAGUUAAUAUCCUCUGACGCAAGUUAAAGGGUGAAAGAAAUGCAAUGUUUAUUGUUGCACUAUAUUUAGUAAUAAAAGAACACAAAAUGUGUUUGUGCUUUUUUA
Molecule: messenger RNA, 2208 nt
Organism: Micropterus salmoides (largemouth bass)
Lineage: Eukaryota; Metazoa; Chordata; Actinopteri; Centrarchiformes; Centrarchidae
Gene: cnot2
Product: CCR4-NOT transcription complex, subunit 2
Exons: 15
Coding region: 148-1716 (522 amino acids)
Biological process (GO): regulation of stem cell population maintenance; regulation of DNA-templated transcription; nuclear-transcribed mRNA poly(A) tail shortening
Cellular component (GO): CCR4-NOT core complex; P-body
Source: RefSeq, a predicted model, not a curated record